AUGAAGGCCACCACUGCUUCCGUUUUGCUGGCUCUGUCCGCCGCUGCCAAUGGUAGCCCAACGGUAGACCCUCGGGACGUCGACACGCGGUUCCCCUACAAGGGCCCCGCUGUCCCUAUCGGCGAUUGGGUUGAUCCUACGAUCAAUGGCAAUGGCAAGGGAUUCAACCGUCUAGUUGAGGCACCAGCUGUGAAGCCGGCGUCUUCUAACCCGACUAACAAUGUCAACGUUAUCUCGCUGGCUUAUAUCCCCGAUGGUAUUCACAUCCACUACCAGACACCUUUCGGUCUGGGAAGGUCGCCUUCUGUGAAGUGGGGUACUAGUCCCAAUCGUUUGACUAACAUUGCCCGAGGUUAUACUCACACUUAUGACCGUACCCCGUCCUGCUCCCUGGUCAAGGCUGUUACCCAAUGUAGUCAGUUCUUCCACGAGGUCUCCCUGCCGCACCUGGAGUCUGGUAAGACAUACUACUACCAAAUUCCUGCUGCUAAUGGCACCACCGAGUCUGAGGUCUUGAGCUUCACCACUGCCCGCAAGGCUGGUGACCCUACCGAGUUCAGUGUGGCCGUGCUGAAUGAUAUGGGCUACACCAAUGCCAAGGGUACGCACAAGUACCUGACCGAAGCUGCCAGCGAGGCUGCCUUCGCUUGGCACGGCGGUGAUAUCAGUUACGCAGAUGACUGGUCCUCUGGCGUGAUGGCGUGCGAGGAUGAUUGGCCCGUCUGCUACAAUGGUUCUAGCAGCGAGUUGCCCGGUGGUAUCACCGAGGAGUACGAGCAGCCUCUUCCUGCUGGAGAGAUCGCCAACCAGGGUGGUCCCCAAGGUGGUGACAUGAGUGUCAUCUACGAGUCCAACUGGGAUCUGUGGCAGCAAUGGAUGGGUCCCAUUACCAAGAAGAUUCCCUACAUGGUUCUUCCUGGUAACCACGAGGCUUCUUGUGGCGAGUUCGAUGGCCCCGGUAACGUGUUGACAGCCUAUCUGAACAACGACGAGGCGAACAGCACUGCUCCCUCAGACAACCUUACCUACUACAGCUGCCCGCCUUCGCAGAGAAACUUCACUGCCUUCCAGCACCGCUUCCGCAUGCCCGGUGAGGAAACUGGGGGUGUAAGCAACUUCUGGUACUCAUUCGACUACGGCCUCGCGCACUUCGUUUCCAUGAACGGCGAGACCGACUACGCCGACAGCCCUGAGUGGUCCUUCGCCGAAGACGUAACAGGCGACGAGACCCUGCCCACCGAAUCCGAGACCUUCAUCACAGACAGCGGCCCCUUCGGCGCAGUCGACGGCAGCGUCAGCGACACAAAGGCUUACGAGCAAUACAAGUGGCUUAAGAACGACCUCUCAAGCAUCGACCGCUCCAAGACACCAUGGGUCGUUGUCAUGAGCCACAGACCCAUGUACAGCUCCGCCUACUCUUCCUACCAGAAGAAGAUCCGUGCAGCUUUCGAAGCACUCUUCCUCGAGCACGGCGUUGAUGCGUACCUCUCUGGCCAUAUCCAUUGGUAUGAGCGCCUGUUCCCGCUUGGUGCGAAUGGUACCAUUGAUACUGCGUCCGUGUUGAACAACAACACCUACCGCAUGAAUCCUGGUACUUCCAUGACGCAUAUUAUCAAUGGUAUGGCCGGCAACAUUGAAAGCCACAGUGAGUUCAGUGAUGGAGAGGGUCUGACUAAUAUUACUGCGGUGCUUAACACCAAGGAGUAUGGGUUCAGUAAGAUGACUGUUGCAAAUGCUACUGCUAUGAAGUGGGAGUACAUCAAGGGAAGUGAUGGGUCUGUUGGGGAUUCGCUUUGGUUGCUUAAGCCAUCUGCUGGUGGUGAGGGUACUGGAAAGAAGCCCGUUCCGGCUGGCAAGAAGCCUGUUUCUUUCUAG
This is a messenger RNA of Penicillium odoratum, 1875 nucleotides long. Its product is annotated as purple acid phosphatase family protein. Gene Ontology annotation, molecular function: acid phosphatase activity; metal ion binding. The transcript is spliced from 3 exons. The record is from RefSeq and is a predicted model, not a curated record. Bases 1 to 1875 code for a protein of 624 amino acids. NCBI's taxonomy places the organism in Eukaryota, Fungi, Ascomycota, Eurotiomycetes, Eurotiales, Aspergillaceae.